CGACGAGAGAAACGCCCGUUUUAUCGCGUGGCCAUGCGUGUGUCACGGUUGCGACGGUUCCUUCGGGUUCUUGAAUUUAGUCGCGUAGGCACUUGUGUGUGAUGAUCGACCGUCACGGAGCGCACGAAACCGCGAACGAGAAAAAAACGAGACGACAGUCGGACGAACAAACACACAAAUUCCGUGGUGGUUUUUUUACUGACGAGGACAACAGCAACAACAGCAGCAACAACGGCGGUGACGGCGGCGAUGACGACGACGAUGACGAUGACGAUGAUGAUGAUUAUUAUUAUUAUUAUAACGACGAAGACGACGAGACAACGGUCAUCGCCGCAGCUGAACCUUAUGAGCGGCUAAAGGGAAGUCUGCCGCACGCUUUCCGUUGCGUCCUGCGAGGGGAAUGUCAGAAAAAUAUAUGGUGACGGCUACACUCAAUUUCUCGGUGCAGCUUGAACAGCAAGAAAGAACGAAAGAGCCGUAUGGUGCUCCCUUUAUAUCGAUUCCGAAUGUAACUGUCGGAUAUAGCGAGGUUACAUGGACGACCGAAGUUGCGACGUUAUCUUAUAGCAUGCCAUUAUGUAAAACUUUGUAAACCGUAACAAUCCAAUAAAGCUCCACAGUACAUGUUCUA
Messenger RNA from Harpegnathos saltator (Jerdon's jumping ant), 631 nucleotides. RefSeq names its product trigger factor-like. The transcript has 3 exons. The record is from RefSeq and is a predicted model, not a curated record. The coding region runs from base 102 to 422 and encodes 106 amino acids. NCBI's taxonomy places the organism in Eukaryota, Metazoa, Arthropoda, Insecta, Hymenoptera, Formicidae.